UGUCCUCCUCCGAGGAGGUUUACCACUUUACAUCUUCUUCAAUAACGUAAACCCUAGAAGUAGAAGCUGACCUUCUUCCCGGGCAAACAGAGCACAUGACAAUGGGGAUGACUCGUGGGGUUCUGUGGAAAAAUCUGCUGCGGGCAGUGAAUCAAAUCGAGCCUCUCUCAGCAGGUUCAGCUGCAACUCGUCAUUUUGGACAAUCAAGUCUUCGUUCAGCACCUGGCGGUGCUGCUCGUUCAUUUCGACGUUCCUUCUCAGCUGUGGCAGAGUUGCAAGCUCAGUUAUCUCCUGACCUCCUUAAGAUGAUGGAACAAAGGCUGUCUGCCAUUGAGCGGAGGAGUGCCUGCCUUCAGAAUCUCAUAAACCGGCCAGAGAUAUCACAAUCUGAGUACUCGAGGGCGAAUAAGGAGCUUCGGAAACUCAGGGACUCGAUGGAACUCAUCAUCGAGUUGAGGGCCAAACAAAAAGAAAUCGAUGGUUUGAAUUCCAUGGUGAGAGAGUCUCCAGAGGAUAGGGAGAUGCUUGAUAUGGUAAGUGAUGAACUAGGACAGGCUAUGGCAGAAGAGAAGAGGCUGCAGAACUUGCUGCUCAAGUCAUUGCUACCAAGGGACGAUGCUGAUGAAAGAGACUGCAUUUUAGAGGUGAGAGCAGGAACCGGUGGGGAAGAAGCUUCUUUGUUUGCAAUGGACAUCUUUAGGAUGUAUGAAAGAUACUCUCAGAAGAAAGGUUGGAAAUUUGAAGUAGUGGAUAUCAUGGAAUCAGGCAUCAAAGGAUACAAGGAAGCUAGUGCAGCAAUUUCUGGUGCUGGUGUAUAUGGCAAACUCAAAUUUGAGAGUGGAGUACACAGAGUACAGUCAAUUUCCUUGUGGCAGCGAGUUCCAGUGACCGAGAAGUCAGGGCGUAUCCACACCAGUGCUGUAUCUGUUGCAGUCCUUCCUCAAGCUGAUCAGGUCGAUGUUCAGUUGAGAAAUGAAGACCUGAGAAUUGAUACUUAUAGAUCGGGUGGUGCUGGAGGUCAACACGUAAACACCACCAACAGUGCUGUUAGAGUCACUCAUAUACCUUCAGGAAUCGUAGUUUCCAUUCAAGAUGAACGAUCACAACAUAUGAACAAGGCUAAAGCACUUAAAGUUUUGUGUGCUAAGCUAUAUGAAAUAGAAAGAUCCAGAAUUCAUACAGAACGGUCAAAGCUUCGUUCUGAGCAGAUUGGUAGCGGGGAUAGAUCCGAGCGAGUUCGCACCUACAACUUCCCACAAGGGCGUGUUACAGAUCAUCGUGUGGGCAUCACUCAUCAUGCUAUCGAUGAUAUAUUACAGGGAGAGGAUCUCGAUGUCUUUGUAGAUGCACUUCUUUUGCAGCAGGAGAUGGAUGCAAUCGCUUCUUUCAGUGCUGACCAGUGAUGUUAUUAGAAGUUCCAAAUAAAGAUACUUCGGGAUAUAGUCCGAGAAAAGUUCUCUGAAAAUAUGUUGUGAAUUGUCGUAUUACAUUGAGAGAUUUUGAUUCCAUGAAAGAAAACUAUGUAAUUGGUUGAUUGAAGUCAAGAAUGAAACCGAAGCCUUUUUUCUUC
Punica granatum (pomegranate) is the source of this 1570-nucleotide messenger RNA. The record is from RefSeq and is a predicted model, not a curated record. NCBI's taxonomy places the organism in Eukaryota, Viridiplantae, Streptophyta, Magnoliopsida, Myrtales, Lythraceae.